Molecule: messenger RNA, 2522 nt
Organism: Pimephales promelas (fathead minnow)
Lineage: Eukaryota; Metazoa; Chordata; Actinopteri; Cypriniformes; Leuciscidae
Gene: got2a
Product: glutamic-oxaloacetic transaminase 2a, mitochondrial
Biological process (GO): biosynthetic process; L-aspartate catabolic process
Cellular component (GO): mitochondrion
Molecular function (GO): pyridoxal phosphate binding; L-aspartate:2-oxoglutarate transaminase activity
Source: RefSeq, a predicted model, not a curated record
AGCACAGCACACAAGUUCAAGUAACGUACCCAGUCAGUGUGCGUUUGUCUUCCUCCAAGUCACCUGUUCUUCCAGCAAUGGCCCUCUUGAAAUCCAGCAAGAUUUUGACUAAUGUCGGGGCUCAGGCCCCUGUUUUAGCAGUCUUACAGCUCCGUGCAAGCUCAUGGUGGACUGAGGUACAGAUGGGACCCCCUGAUCCCAUCCUGGGUGUCACGGAGGCGUUCAAGCGUGACACCAACCCCAAAAAGAUGAACCUUGGAGUGGGAGCUUAUAGAGACGAUCAGGGCAAGCCGUAUGUCCUCAACUGUGUUCGAAAGGCUGAGGCCGAGAUUGCUGCUAAGAAGUUGGAUAAAGAGUACCUUGGUAUUGGAGGGUUGGCAGACUUUUCAAAGGCCUGCGCUCAGCUGGCUCUUGGACCUGAUAAUGAAGUCUUAAAGAGCGGAAGAAGCAUCACUGUCCAGACGAUCUCGGGAACUGGAUCUCUGCGUAUUGGUGCUAACUUUUUGUCACGAUUCCAUAACGCAUCCCGGGACGUGUACCUGCCUAAACCCUCCUGGGGAAACCACACCCCUAUCUUCAGAGAUGCGGGCAUGCAGCUAAAUGCUUACACCUACUAUGACCCUAAAACCAUUGGCUUUGACCUUAAAGGAGCCUUGGAUGAUAUUUCAAAAAUCCCUGAGAAGAGUGUGAUUGUUCUGCAUGCGUGCGCUCAUAAUCCCACCGGAGUGGACCCAAGGCCUGAGCAGUGGAAAGAGAUGGCUGCUCUGAUCAAGAAAAGAAAUCUCCUGGUGUUCUUUGACAUGGCUUACCAAGGAUUUGCCAGUGGUGACAUCGAUCGUGACGCUUGGGCUGUGCGGUAUUUCAUUGAGCAGGGGCACAACAUUCUUCUGUCCCAGUCUUUUGCAAAGAACAUGGGCCUUUAUGGUGAGCGUGUAGGGGGCUUCACGGUGGUGUGUAAGGAUGCUGAAGAGGCGAAGCGUGUGGAAUCCCAGCUGAAAAUUCUCAUUCGACCCAUCUACUCCAACCCACCCAUGAAUGGAGCUCGCAUCGCCUCCACUAUCCUCAACACACCCGAACUCUACAAAGAAUGGCUCGCGGAGGUGAAAGACAUGGCCGACCGUAUCAUUAGGAUGAGAGAGAUGCUUGUUUCAAACAUUAAGAAGGAGGGCUCCACUCACAACUGGCAGCAUGUCACUGACCAGAUCGGAAUGUUCUGCUUCACGGGACUCAAACCGGAGCAGGUGGAGCGUCUGAUUAAAGAAUUCUCUAUAUACAUGACAAAAGAUGGCCGGAUCUCCGUUGCUGGUGUGACGUCUGCAAACGUGGAAUAUCUAGCACACUCCAUCCACGCUGUCACCAAGUGAAGCUGGCAGCAGACAGAGAGCAAGCAAAAUGUAAUUUAGAUGAAAUAAAGUCCUUUGCUGCCUGUCUUAUGGAACAAGAUAUGAAAUAGAACUAUUGUAGACUUCUAGUUCACUUAAUUUGGAAUUAUACAUGAAAAGGGAUAGUUCACCCAAAAAUUAAAGCUCUGUCAUCAAUCACUCACCCUCAUGUUGUUCCAAACACAAGACCUUUGUUCAUCUUUGGAACACAAAUUAAUCUUACGGGUUUGGAAUUAUAUGAAAUUAUUAAUGACAGAAUUUUCAUUUUUGGGUGAACUAUCCCUUUAAUUUAUGACUAUGAAUGUAAGCCCCUGAAUAAAUUAAGGCAGAAUAAUAAAAACAACCUUUAAAGGAUAUCGCUUAUCAGUGCUGGUACAGGAAAUCAUGAUAAGAAUGUUUUUAUGGUCCAAAAUAUGCUGAUAUAUCAAUUAACAACAUGUUUGAAGUUAGAGAAAUAGCUGAAAGGAGUAAACAAUUUCAUGUUUGGACAUUAAUUGUAAAAUCUUUUUAGGACUAAGUCUUUAUUGUGGCAAUAACUAGCUAACUGAUGAUUUGGCAAUGAAUGCAUCGAAAGCAGUUACUUGUUCUUCUGAGACACCUUUGUAAUGAUUAGGCACUUACUCUAUAUCGAGGUCUUUCUUCUACUAGUGAAGAAAGAUUACACUACUACACGUGUUCUUGCGGAAUUUAUUAUAAAUUCAUAUUGCUAUUCUGUGUAAUAGUCCGAGAUAUAUCACACAUAAAAAAAUCAUUUCAUAAAUCAUUAGGAAUUCACACAUCCUAGCUGACCAUUAAACUGGAUCUGAUUUGUCCAAAAAUGUUUGUGCAUCUGUAGCAAAAUCGAAUAAGUCAUCCAUUUUAUAAUAAAAACCAGCUUUAAAACAUAUAUUGUAACUUAAUAUUUCAGUGGUUAAAAGCUUUGGGUGUUUAAUCCUGUGUGUGUGAUGUAAACACGCACUUUGUAAGGAUAAUUCUGUUUUGAAAAACUGUUAAAUAUAUAUAAAUAUAUAUAUAUAUAUGUAUAACUGAUUAUUGAGUUGCUAAAGUAAAUUAAGCGAUUUAUGAAAUGUCCGAAGUUCUUCAUCGAAAAUGAAAUGUCACGAGUGACUGCAUGUACAAUAACAAAUUAAUAAAAGUGAG